AUGAGUGUACCUAAAUUAUUAUUUCCUUAUCAUAAUCGUAUAGAAACAAAUUUUACAUUAGAAGCAACUGAUGGAUGUUUUAUAUGGUCUUCAUCUCGUCCAGAUUUGGUUCAUGUUGAUCAAUUGUUGUCAGUAACUAAAUACGGUCAAACAUGUAGUUCAAAAGCAAAUGUGAUAUCAAUAGCGAAACAACCGAUUAGGAAUAGUGCGACGGUGUAUGCUAAAGAUGUAAUGACAGGUCAAACAGUUCGAUGUGAUGUAAUUAUUGAUAAAAUAUCAGCAUUAGAAAUUAUCUAUACAACAACACGUUUAUAUUUGGAAGAUGCACCCGAAUUAUUCAAAAUACGAGCACAUGAUCAUGUUGGUUCAACAUUUUCAUCAAUUGAUCAUUUUCCAUUCGAAUGGAAAUUAUUAACAGAUGAUCAUUUAACAGCAACUACAGAGCAAAAGAAACAUAUGAAUGUAGUAGAUGCAACAAAAGUAAUUCGUAUAUUACGCUUAACCGAUUCAUCGUAUGAGAUGAGUGAUACAAUUCGAGAUUUAGAAUCUCACGGUUCAUUAAGUUAUAAAAUAUUAUUAGAAGGUUUACGUACUGGAUCAGCAUUAGUUCAAGCUGAAAUAAUUGAUAAUGAUUAUUAUCGUUCAAUUCAAACAAAAUCUGUUCGUAUUAGUGUUAGUGCCAACGUUCAAUUAUAUCCAUCUUAUGAUUUAUAUUUAUUACCAUAUUCACGUGUUCAAUUUCGUCUAUUACAAAUAAAACGAAAUGAAUAUAAAGAUAUUUCAACAUUACCGUCAACGAAACAAUUGUAUGAUGUUAAUGUAUUAAAUACAAAUGCUGGAGAUUUUAAUAAAAAUACGUAUCUAUUUAAAGCAACUGAUCAUGCUGAUGAAACAACUCGUGUGGAAUUAAUUGAUCGUAAUAUGAAAGCAAUCGAUUUAGAUUCCUAUGAACCAAAUUACGUUUCAAUAAAAAUUGUAAAUGUUGGAUAUUUAUCAGCAACAACUAAUGCAACAAAAACAUGGAUAUUUCAACUGGGUCAUACAUAUCUAUUAACAAUUGAGUUAUUUGAUGUUAAUGGUAGAAGAAUAUAUUCAGCUGAUAAUUUAAAUUUACAAAUCAAUAUUCCAAAAGAACAACACAAAACAUGUCUGACAUUGAAAUCAUCACAUAAGAAUGGUACACAAUAUGAGAUAAGACCCAACUGUGUUGGAAGAUUUCAUCUAGAAUUUCACUUGAAUGGUAUAUACAAUGAACGCAAUGAAUUGAUCCAGUUAACAUCAAUAGCCACAAGUGGAGAACAAUAUUUCGAUGUUUAUCUACCAUUAACGGUUACACCAAAACAUAUUUUAUUACCGGCUGAUACAACAUCAACGAAUGAUCAAUCAACGUCAUCUUUACAAGCAUGUCAUUUAACUGUAGCCGGUGGUAGUGGUGAUUAUAUAUGGACAUCUCAUGAUGCAAAUAUAGUUAGUGUAUCGGCACAUGGAAAUUUGAUUGAACAAAGUGGAGCUGCGAAUCAAACAAUUGUUCAAGUAUUUGAUAUGAAAUCACCAGAAUUAAAUGCAUCCGCCCAUAUAGAACUUGUUAAACCUGAUCAAAUGGAGCUGUUAACCUGUCCUGUUGAAACGGAAUUAUCAAAUACAUUACGUUUACCAAUUAAAAUGUCUUAUAAACAUAAUCAAUUAACAUGUUGCUCCCGAUUAGAUUUUCAUGUUCAAUUAGACGAUGAACAAUUAUCAAAUGGUAUAUUUGAAUAUCAAGGUGUUGUAUCUCCAAACAAUGAAAAAUAUAAUGAUGAUAAAUCGGCUUGUGCCAUUUUACUAUUUAAAUCGAUUAAAUCCGGUCUAACAAGUGUUCGUGUAACAUUAAAAUCAUAUAAUUUAGAACAAUCACUAUUGAUUAGUUCCUAUGAGUCAUUAUAUGUGAAUCGUCAACGAUUAUUAUUAUCAGUUGAUUCAUUGUUUCAUUUAAAACUUGCAAAUGGUCCCUUGAUUGUGUCGGAUCAACAUAAGCAUCAACAGAAUCCACAACAAUUUGAUAUAACAUCGGCUGAUAAUGAACAACCAGUUGAUGAAGCACAUUUAAAAAUAAGACAACAUGGCAAUCAAUAUAUCGAUGUAAAAUGUCGAAAACAAGGAAAUUAUAAAAUUAAUAUACAAAUGAUUAAUAAAGUAACAAAACAAAAUACAUGUCCAACGAAAUCAUCUAUUCAAAUUGAUAUUCAAUGUGAAAAUAUGCCCAGUUAUCUAGUAUUUGAACCUAUCUAUGAUGGAAUAAAAACCUUAUCUACGGCAUGUCCACUAACAACGAAAACAAAAGUUGUCGCUUAUUAUGAUAAACCAUUAACCAUUAAGGUUACUGCCUACGAUGAACGACGUAGACAAUUCGAUAAUUUUACAUCUCUUCAUGUUGAUUGUUCAAUAUCAAAUAAAGAAUUAGCUAAAUUUAAACAAGAUCAUGGUAAAUUAGAUCACAAGAUAAAUGAAAAUGACGAUUCAGAUAUUGCUUAUGUUGAAAUUAUUCCAAAAAAAAUAGGUGGUAAUUUAACGUUAACAUGUCGAUUAAAAUCAUCUUUAAUUGAUGAACAAUUAAAUAUUGAAUUUGUUAAAGGAAUUCAGUUUGAUCAUGAAAAUGAUGGUAUCAAAUUACUUCAUAUGAACGAUAAAUCAGUUGGUUCUCGUUUAAAUAUCUUAGGUGGUAGUGGAUAUUUUAAGUUUGAAAUGAAUGAAAAAGAAAAGGAAGCAUAUAUUAAAUUGUAUAAUGAACCAGAUAAUUCAAGACAAAUAAUUAUGAAACCAGUGAGACGAGGUAAUACGCAAUUAACUGUUAUUGAUCAAUGUUUACCAUUAUCACAAGCACAAUUGGAUAUACAUGUAGCAGAUCUAUAUGAACUCAAAGUAUUUGGAUCCAGUCGCUUGGAAAACAAUAAAACAUCAUUAUUGUAUUUACAAGUGUACGAUUCAAAUGGAAAUUAUUUUGAUCUAGACGAUAGUACAUUUCAAUUAAUGGAUAUUCAUGUAAAUCAAUCCAAUCCAUUAUUAUCUAUUGAAUAUGAACCAAAAUCGAAUUUAAAUUCUUAUACCAUAGCCUAUCGUUUAAAAGCAAAUGAAUGUGGUCGAACAUAUUUACAAUUUUAUUCAAAACAACAACAUCGACGAAGUUCACAAAUUGAAUUUGAAGUAUUUCAAUCAUUAGUACUCGAACCAAAAUCUUUGACAUUAUUACCAUUAUCAACUUAUCAACUGAGUAUUAUUGGCGGACCUCAACUACCAGGAACCACAGUAGAAUGGUCAACAAAUGAUACAAAUAUCAUUCAGAUACAUGCAAAUAAUAUUAUUGAAGCAAAACAUUUGGGAUAUGCUUUAGUUAAAGCCAGAGUUGUUGGAAUGGAUCGACUUGCCGCUAAGUCAAUUGUUUAUGGUGAAGAUACAUGUUAUAUUCGUGUUAUCCGUGUUCACAAAAUUCGUUUACAUUCUCCGACAACUGAAUUAUUACCUAAAAUGCUUGUACCAUUAAGAAUAAUACCAUUAGAUUCUGAUAAAAAUCCUAUUUUAUUUUGUGAUGUUUUGAGUUCAUUGACGUUUACAUGGUCAUUGUCUAAUACACGCGUAGCUCAAUUACGACCAAUUAUUGGCAAUGUCUCAUUAUCAUUGGCUCGUACAUUUGUUAUGAAUUUAGAAACACUCUCAUCUGGUCGUUUAACAAUUGAUGUCCGUUUAACAACAACAAGAGAACAAUUAUUAAUAACAAAAGAAUUACGUGAUUCAAUUGACUUAACAAUAACUGAACAAUUUAAAAUUGGUGAUUUUGGUGAGACACGUACAAUUUUAUUAAGUCCAAAUUCUCGUUUAUCACUGAAUUACGUACCGAAUGAUGUUGAACUAGAAUUACAAACAUCACCAAUUGUCAAAUUAACAUCAACGGAUAACAGUUUGGAAGCAAAUUCAUUGACAGGUGAAACGAUAUUAUAUAUGAAACAUCGGAACAAAAAUAGUAAAACAAAAUCAAAAUCGUCAAUACUUGGCGCUUAUCUUGUACAAGUAAAACCAAUACAUUAUAUGUUACUGCAAAGUUUUCUGCCUAUAGAAACAGCAUCACUAUUACCUGCUGUACCUGUUGAUUAUAAAUUACCAUUAACGAUUAGUUAUCACGAUGAACUGGGAAGAAAAUUUGAUUCAGCAUCUGUUCCACUUCGCGUAUGGUUACAUCGUCGUGACAUGAUAUCUGUUUCACCGGAUCCUCAUAAUACAACGUACGAUGUAAUUCCAUUAACUGAUGGUUCAAGUAUUGUUGAAUUCGGUAGUAGUGAUUCGUCUUAUGAUCAUUUACGCUCCUAUUUAUCAAUUCAAGCAGCAUCGGGUUUUCUCAUGCCAAAAUCUAUAUCAUCUACCCUAUCAAAGACAAACGUGGUAGAUUCUUAUGUAGUUGGCGAUAUUAUUUGUUUUGAAUCACGUCUGUCUUCCACAACGUACGAUGGUACAAAAGUAGACGACGAAAAAACGACAACAGAAGACGGAGGAAAAGAACGCUGGAGUGGUGACGAUGGUAUGAUUAUUGAUCGUAAAUAUGGUAUUGCACAGUUGUUAAUUGAUGGUGAAAGACACUUACAUUAUCAAAUCGAUGGACAAGUAUUGACAAGUGAACGAUUUAAUGUACAUUUGCCAAAACAAUUAAGAUUAUUAACAACCGAUAAUGAUUUCAUACAAAAUGGACAACAAAAUACAGUUAAAAGUUACUUUUAUCCAGUUAUUUUCGGUAAUAGUCAAACAAAUGUUCAUGGUUUAUGUCAUCGUCAUGGACUUGAGCACGCUCACUCAAAAGAUAUAUUUCACCCACAAUUUCAAUGUGAUUUGGAAUUCAUCAGUAUAGAUGAUGAAUCUUCAUUAACUCAUUCACAAUAUAAAGCAUCGUCAAUAUUUGAUGUUCGUCCUGUAUUUGAUAUCGACCUACCUGGAUGGGCGUGCGAAAUUCGACCAAUACCACCUUUACACCAUUCUCAUCAUUUGAGUACAUUCGAUAAUUCUCUAAGUUUAAUUGUUCAAAGUAAGAAAUAUAGUUUGAAAUCAAAUUCAAUCACAAUCGAAUUUCAACCAUUCUUCUCUGUAAAACCUUCAUCAUCAAUGACUCUCUCCGAUGAUCAUCCAUUUUCACAUAUUCACGUGUAUACAACCGGGAAAAACGAAAAAUAUAUUCAAAUACGUUCAUCAAAUCCUGCUCUUGUACACAUUGAAAAAAACAGUACAACACCAUUCGUUUACAAUGUUGAAUUAAGAACAGAUGAACGACGAACUAAUGAACCGGUCUAUGUUCAUCUGACGAAUACAUUGACAGGACAAGAAGAAAAGCUUGAGAUCAAAUUACAUCGACGAUUAACUGACUAUCCAUUGGGACGUAUGUUAUCCAGUUUAUUCUUUUGCAUCGUUAUUUGUUCAAUUGUUUACGGUCUCGCUAAUUUCUGUAAUCGUGCAAAAAAGCAGCAAAUUCCAUUGUCACCAACAAAAUCACCACAACAAUCACCCGUACCACGUCUCUUCAUUUCACCACCAUCACCCAAUCAAAGUCAAAAUCGUCUGUUACAACAAGAUGAUAUUCUUGAUUAUGGUGCCCCAUCAUUCAGAAGUACCGAUUCAUUUUCACCAACUAAACAACAACUACCAGUCCGUUUAUAUUCUGCCCAAGAUUUACGUACAAGACAAUUACAAUCACCACGUACAACAUCAAGCAGUUUUGCACUAGGGAAUAGUAGUAGUGCUACUGCUGCAACAAAUUUUGAUCUUGAUUUCCCAACGAGACUUCGAAGACUCUAUGAUCAGUGA
Messenger RNA from Didymodactylos carnosus, 5817 nucleotides. The record is from the annotation of a GenBank genome assembly. NCBI's taxonomy places the organism in Eukaryota, Metazoa, Rotifera, Eurotatoria, Philodinida, Philodinidae.